AUGACGGAGAGUUUAGAGCGAACGCUCGAGGAGUGCUCUGCGACGGUCGCAGAAAUCGAGAGGAGAGUUUUAGUAUUCGCAAACAACAACAACAACAACAACAACAACAAGAACAACAACAAGAACGAGACCAAAAUCGUCCUCGUGUUUAAAACAGAAACGAGAACGAUACGAAGAGAGUUGGAGGAGGUGAGGAAACACUUGACGAGUUUCAAAUGCGACGACGACGAGAAAAGAAGAAUACCACCACCGUUAAUCCCGGAACCGCAAAAAGACGCGUCGAGAAAAGAGCGAGAGGACAUCGUCAGAGAGGCGUUGCGCGAAGAAACAGACCAGUUUGUGUAUUGGAAGAAGUCGGCGAAGAUGUAUUUAGAAAAGGCGAAGAAGAAGAUGAACUCGGUGGCGACGAAGACCAAGACGGCGGUGAAGAAAUUCGCCGCGACGACUGCUGCUACUACCACGACGACUACGACUAAAAAUGAAGAAAGAUAUAGCGACGCGCAGAGGCAAAGAGAACGGCGAGAAGAGGAGGAGAUUCGACGCUUGCGAAGGUACGGGUACGAGAACGCGACGACGAAUAAUAAUACCGGAGAGCAGAGCGUGUUCGAAGGAGAUUUAGACGAGAAAAACGAAGAGGAAAAAGAAGACGACGACGACGCGCGGAGGAAAGCGUUGUUCGCUACGAUAACACCAACAGUAACGACGAUGACAUCAUCGCUUCCAAGCAACAACGACAACAAUAACAACAGAAAUACCGACAACACUCGUUACGACAUCAACGCCGCUCGAAACUCCACCCUCGCCGCCAACCGUUCCGCCAUCGCUUUAGAAGACAGUUUAAAACAAGCUGAACGCGCUGAACAAGCUGGGAGAGACACUUUAGAAAACCUGCGACGCCAACGAGAAACGUUGCAAAGAACCUCGGCGCAGAUGCAAAACGCGAAAGAUACCGUGGAAGAGAACAGGAAAAUCGUGAAGAAAAUGAGCCACUGGAGUCGUUUAGGUUGUUAG
Molecule: messenger RNA, 1011 nt
Organism: Bathycoccus prasinos
Lineage: Eukaryota; Viridiplantae; Chlorophyta; Mamiellophyceae; Mamiellales; Bathycoccaceae
Exons: 1
Coding region: 1-1011 (336 amino acids)
Source: RefSeq, a predicted model, not a curated record